AUGGCAGCCUCCACUAAAGAAAAUGUGAAAAUAAAUAAACAGGAAAGAAAGCUGAUAAAAAAGCAAAAUAAAGCAAAAUAUAUUUUAUUGAAACAUGAAGGUAUUGGUACAUCUGACAAUCCUACACAGAUUUUAUGCAUUAAUAAUGGUGGACUGGAUGCUGGUAUGACUUACCACAGAAUCAAGGAACUCUUCAGUCCACAUGGAACAGUGGAAGAUGUCAUCAUGUUAUCCCAGAAACCCUACUGCUUUGUGUGUUUCUCAAGCAUUUAUGAGGCUGAGGCAGCGUACAAGGCUCUCAAUGGGUGUCAAGUUGAUGGAAGUCUUCACUCACAACAAAGUCGAUUUUAUAUUUCUUUUGUUAAUCAAGUGCCUGCUGAUAUUGGGCCAUCAUCUUCACUUCCUCCAGGCUUGAUACUGAUAGAAGAUUUUGUAACUCCGGAAUAUGAGCAGAAACUACUCCAGUUUCUGAACUGGGAUGAGGAACCUAAUAUGGGUCAGAAAUGUCUGAAGCAUCGUAAUGUCCAGCACUUUGGUUAUGAGUUCAAGUAUGGAAUAAACAAUGUGGACCCCAAGGAACCAUUAUCGCAUGGUAUUCCUGUCGAAUGUCAAGAACUGCUGAAUCGUGUGCUAGAGAUGGGGGUUGUGUAUCACUUCCCUGAUCAGCUGACCAUCAACCAGUAUGCUCCAGGCCAAGGUAUUCCUCCUCAUGUUGACACACCGUCUGCUUUUGAAGAUGGGAUAAUGUCUCUCAGUCUGGGAUCACAGACUGUGAUGGAUUUCCGCCAUCCAGAUGGGCGACAUCUGUCUGUGUUGCUGCCUGCACGCAGCCUGCUCGUAAUGACUGGCGAGUCUCGGUACACCUGGUCACAUGGCAUCACACCCAGGAAGUCGGACAUCACUCCAACCGGAGAUGGGAACUUGACUCUACUUAAACGUGGAGUUCGGACUUCUUUUACAUUCAGAAAAUUAAAGAUUUUAAAAGAUCAAGAUGUUGAAAACUUAAAAGAAGACUCCAAAGGCCAAUCAUGCCCAGACAUUCCCCAUUCUGAAGAAGAAGCCAUAAAACUGGAACAGCUACAUGUACAUGAGGUGUAUGAUGAAAUAGCUGAUCACUUCAGUGGGACACGCUAUAAGGCCUGGCCCAAGGUGGCUGACUUUGUUACUUCUGUUCCGGCUGGGUCCCUUCUGGCAGACAUUGGUUGUGGAAAUGGAAAAUACCUCGGACUCAACAAAUCUAUUUUCGCAAUUGGAUCUGACCGAAGUUCGAGUUUGUCAUCAAUCUGUCAAGAGCGUCAGUUCCAAGUGUUUGUAGGAGAUGUGAUGUCACUGCCCAUCAGAUCCAACACAUUUGAUGUCUGUCUUUGUAUCGCUGUAAUACACCACUUAUCCACUGAGGAACGAAGAAGAAAAGCCAUCUCAGAACUUGUUCGAAUCCUUCGUUAUGGUGGCCAGGUACUUAUAUAUGUGUGGGCCAUGGAACAGAAGCAGGACAAAGUCAAAUCCAAAUACCUCAAAGAUUCCAAGGUGCAGAAACAAGUUAAUAACCCAAAUAAAGAAUUCUGUGAUGAAAACCAAAACAAACCCAGUGAACAUCAAGAUAUUAUGACAACUCCACUUCAAGCUACAAAUGCAAAAGUAUAUACCGAAACAGUAGAAAGUGCUGAUAAUGCACCAGUAGCAGAUUGUAAGUCAGCAACAAUUCCUUCACCUGUGGCAGCAAGUGGACCUCAGGUAACACAGUGUGGCAUCAACUACCUGAAGUAUCUACAUGAAGUGGCUGAGAAUGAGAACAAUGAGAAUCUAGCUUGUGCCUCAUCUAUGCAAGCUGCUUCCAAUUCAGAUCCUCAGCCAACUUGCCAGAAUUCAGACAGAUCACAAGAUGAUGCAUCUGCUGAAAUGUGUAACUCAGUUAGUCAUCUGAGAAAUGACAAUCCAUGUGGUAUGGAUGAAAAGAAAAUGGACACGCAAUGCUUGCCAGCUACUGAAGUUGUAAUGUCCAUGUCAGAUCAGAACCAGAAAUGUUCUACACAUAACAUUUCUAGUCACGGUAUUACUGACACCAGUAAAACUUGCCAUCAGAUCUCUUCAGAAAAUGUCACUGCAGAUGCUGGUACAUCAAAGAAACAAGCUGCAGAAUCUCAAAUGAACAAUGCUGCACAGAAUUGCAGUACUAAGCUUCCAGUGCAUGUGAACAGAACCCCAUUCAAACAACAGGACAUGCUUGUCCCAUGGCAACUCAAGGGAAACAGCAACUCCAAUACAAAGUCCGGUUCCACAUUUCACAGAUUUUACCAUGUGUUUAAGGAAGGAGAGUUGGAAGGGUUGUGUGCAGCAGUAAAAGAAUGUAGGGUUGUUAAAAGUUAUUAUGACCAAGGCAACUGGUGUAUUAUUCUUGAAAAAACAAUGUGAAGAAUAAUACGUCUUCAAAACUGAAUACAGAGCUAGCUCUGGCACUCGCUAAAUUCGCCAAUUGUGAAUUUUAAAAACAAUUGGCAAAUUUUAUUUUAAAUUGGCGAAAUAAGUUUCCUAUAUUUUAUUAAAAAAUAACAGAUUUUCUGCCA
Gigantopelta aegis is the source of this 2564-nucleotide messenger RNA. Its product is annotated as alkylated DNA repair protein alkB homolog 8-like. Gene Ontology annotation, cellular component: nucleus; cytoplasm. Bases 1 to 2412 code for a protein of 803 amino acids. The record is from RefSeq and is a predicted model, not a curated record. Lineage: Eukaryota; Metazoa; Mollusca; Gastropoda; Neomphalida; Peltospiridae. Gene Ontology annotation, biological process: tRNA wobble uridine modification. The transcript has 11 exons. Gene Ontology annotation, molecular function: tRNA binding; S-adenosylmethionine-dependent methyltransferase activity.